AUGGCGACCAACAAGCAAGGCAAAAUGAUCAACUACCGGAUGAGAGUAACCCUCAACGACGGCCGGCAGAUGACGGGUCAGAUGCUGGCUUUCGACAAGCAUAUGAAUCUUGUGCUCGCCGACACGGAAGAGUUCCGCCGCAUUCGUCGGAGACAGGCCAAGCCGGCCGCUGCCAGCGGUACCGCCUCGACGACACAGACCAUUGAACAGGAGGAGAAGCGCACCCUCGGCCUAACUAUUGUCCGCGGCGCGCAGAUCGUGUCGCUCUCUGUCGAGUCGCCGCCGCCGGCAGACCCAAGCGCACGCCUGGGCAAGGCGCCGACUGGUGGUGUGGCUUCGGGUCUGACUGCAGGUCCAGGUGUCGCGCGUCCGGCUGGUCGGGGCGCCGUACCCAUCUCGCUGGCGGGUCCCGCUCCUGGCGUUGGUGUUCCUGGCCAGUCUUUCCCGCCUGGUUUCCCUGGCGCACCCGGUUUCGGCCGUGGUGCUCCUCCUGGAUUUGCCCCUGGAGGCUUCCCCCCCGCAGGCUUCCCCGGCGCUCCUGGCUUCGCACCCCCCGGUUUCCCCUCUGGCGGUGCUCCGCCCCCGGGAUUCAACCCUCCCCAACGGCGGUAA
Molecule: messenger RNA, 612 nt
Organism: Grosmannia clavigera kw1407
Lineage: Eukaryota; Fungi; Ascomycota; Sordariomycetes; Ophiostomatales; Ophiostomataceae
Product: small nuclear ribonucleoprotein
Exons: 5
Coding region: 1-612 (203 amino acids)
Biological process (GO): mRNA splicing, via spliceosome
Cellular component (GO): catalytic step 2 spliceosome; U4/U6 x U5 tri-snRNP complex; U5 snRNP
Molecular function (GO): RNA binding
Source: RefSeq, a predicted model, not a curated record